Python bivittatus (Burmese python) is the source of this 1456-nucleotide messenger RNA. Its product is annotated as FANCD2 opposite strand protein-like. The record is from RefSeq and is a predicted model, not a curated record. Lineage: Eukaryota; Metazoa; Chordata; Lepidosauria; Squamata; Pythonidae.
AAAGAAAACAUGGCUGAGAGGCUUGCAUUGUCCUGCUUGUCUUGUGCUUUUUCGUAUUUUUUAAAGUUUCUUUUUCCUUACCUUUGUUGUUUUCCACAAUUUUCAAAUGCUUUGAUUUCAACAGUAUAAUUCUUAUGUACACUCAUCUGCACGUGAGCAGUUUGUUUUAGUUGUAGAAUGGUUUUAUAUAAAUAAAAAAAAUCUUACUUAAAAAAAAAUCAUAACUCUAACCCUAACCAUAACCUGCAAUUUGUCUCUCUGGUCUCUUCUGAAAAAGGAGGCUCUUGUCCCUGUAUUCUCUGCACUUAAAGCAGAAAAUUUAAGUCUGCAACAUGCUCUCAUGUUACUUCAGUUAAAAAUUGAGAAUUUCAAUAUAUUCCUUGACUUUGUACCAGAAGCUGUCUGUGUAAUUGACAGCAGAGAAGAUAAACUGGCAGAGGAGCUUCCAGAAUGUUGCAUCAAUCAGAAAGUUCUAAGUUGCCCAUGUUCAUAAAGGGUUGCCAAGGGCACCAAGUAGUAGAAAGAUGCAUCAAGAGUAAGGGGUAGCACAGGGUAAUGGCUAGUUGGUGGCCCUGACCAUGGCUGGGGGGUACCAACUAUGGGCACCCUGGUCCCCACUAGAUGAAUCUCUGCAAUGGCUGAGGGGCACCAUACCCAGGCCUGGGGCUUCCAAGCCUAUCUUCCAAGGUGGCCAGAGCCCAGCUGCUGCUGAUCUGGAAGUGCAGCUUUGUUUCCAGGGUCUCAGCCUGGUACUGGAGCCUAGUGCAAAGAUGGGAACAGGACAGCCACAGCCACCUGGAGCAGCUGGAGAGACAAGGGGGCGCACUGGGACUGUGCGUAAACCCCAGGCUGUGCGUCUUACAGGGAUUGAUUCGGUAUUCGGACGCCUUGUGACAGUACAGCCCCCACGUUGGACUGGCUCACUGAGGGUGUCAGAGCACUCAGCCUUCUGUCAAGUCAUAAGCACCCGCCAGCGCUGGCCCCGUGGGCUCCGGGAGCCCCAAGUGCGCAUGGCCAUGACCAUAUGCCGGCAAAUGCUGCGUGCAAUGCUCCUGCUCUACUCUGCCUACAAGAAGUGUGCCUUCGCAUUGCAACAUUCCCACUGAGGGCCUAUCUGGGAAGGGACGAAGGAAACAAAUCCUUGCUGCCAUCAUGAGAAUCUCUUUCCCUCAGUUACACCUUAUUUGAGAUCUAUAUACUUCCUACCCUCCAGUCUAUUUUGAAGCUAAACAUCUCCUACUGACUGGAGAUACCCAGAGGACAUCUGCAGCUGUAAUUGUCCAUUUUAACUUGCCAAUAUGUUAAUUCGUCAUUAUUUUAAAUGAAAGAAACAUUUCAAGUUUAUCACUAUCAAUGAAGGAAAAACUUCUGAAACUCCAACAAGAUUUUACAUAUCCCCUUUGAGAAACAAUAGUCACAUAUUUGCACAUAGUGAAUAACAUUCACACAGCAAACA